AUGUACAACUCAUUGGGAUGGGAAAUUGAUGGACAACAAUGGAUUCGUGUUCCCGUCUAUAUUCCAACCUCGAAUGAAACCAUAGAAACAGAAAAUAUGACUUACGUUAAAAUCGAGAUUAAACCAGCUUACAGGUGGCCAAAUGCACCGAAGAUUCUCGGACAACUCAAUCCAAUCAGUGAACGAACAUAUACCAUACCUGAACGAAACCUGAUCAGUAGCCCAGCUAAUAUGGAAUUGAUUUUCAGUCCAACUCAGGAUAAUCUCCGACUGCCUGCGCUGGGGUUUUCCAGCUUCAGUGUGACUCUCACUCGACUCGCCAGACCUGUUCCGGUUCAACAUUUUCAAACUUUUGACCACAUACACCGCGCAAAAGUACGUAUGCACCUGGAGGUGGAUCGUGGACAGAUCACUGUAUCAGCUCUGCAUCUGGAUGGUGGAAGAAGGCUUAAAAUCAUGAUCGCCAUGUUCUACUACUAUGGCAGUGUGAAUCCUGAAAAUGCGUCUGGCGCGUAUGUCUUUGUGCCCAGAAAAAACACACAGGCGAUUCCACUGAUUCCCCAAAGAAUUUCGGAACGCGUUGGACCAUGUAUGAAAGAAAUUACAGCACACUACAACUCAUGGGCCGAAAUGCGAGUGCGACAGUACAGUGACGAUCGGAUCGAAGUGGAAUGGACUGUGGGACCGAUCCCGGAUGACAAUGGGACUGUGAGUCGUGAGGUGAUCGUGCGAUACAUGAGCCGAGGAACCCCGGGAUUACAGACGGAGACACGGGUGAAAGAGUUGAGCGAAGCGGAUUUGAAAAGUGUCUCACUCUCUAUAGCCCAGGGGGACAAUAUUAUUAUUCAUUGUAGUGAUCGUUCCAACAUUUCUGCGAGAGAUGUGCCCUCUAACCUCAGCGAAUUCUGUCAUGACCAUAUUCUGAAUUAUUUCCAAACUUUUGUACAUCCCCUCAUCACCCCACCCACCGCGACCUCCUCAACCUUGAAAAAUAUGGCUAAUGUCACAGGUGAAUUCUUCACUGACUCAUCCGGACGAGAUUUGAUUCAACGUGUGCGAAAUCAACGGCCUGAUUGGAAUCUACCGGAACUGUUUAACGAUACACAUACAAUUGCCGGGAACUACUAUCCCGUGGUGAAUCGCAUUUUGAUUCGAGAACCAAAAACACGACCAGCCUCGUUAACUAUGGGCGUAUACACGGAUCGACCGCAAGGUGGUUCCAGUCUUCAUACAGGUGAACUGGAACUGAUGGUGCACCGACGUCUGGUGAUGGAUGACAAUUUGGGAGUUGCAGAACCGCUGCUUGAAAAUGGUCUCAUAGUCCGUGGUUUACACUGGUUACGUGUUGACGAGACCGCGGAGUUUGAACGCAUGGAUCGAUUGAAUGCUGAACUGGUCACACGAUCUCCUAUUCCAUUAUUUUCUCUCCCAACUAGCUCUGAGUUAAAGUCUCCCAUUGAUUUGUAUUGGUCCGGUCUGCUUCGGGUGCUACCAGACAAUAUUCAUUUACUCAGCCUUUCACGAUGGCCAUUGUGGCCUGUGGGUAAGACGGCGGGGGAAAAAAUCCUGAUCCGAUUGGAAAACAUAUCUCCACACUCUGUCACAAAUCCACCGAUGGUACAACAGAUUUCUGCCGAGCAGCUGUUCAAACGGAUUCGAAUAACGAAUGCCGUGGAAAUGCUUAUCACUGCAGACGAGACAAAACAAAAGGCUCAGAUGGACAGAUUGGUUUGGCCCGGGGAUCUUGAAAUGGUGAAAUAUAACACUUCAAAUGUGGUGGUCGAUUUCACUCAUCUGAUGGAUUUGCGCGAGAUGACCUUGGAGGAAAUGCCUUAG
Molecule: messenger RNA, 1836 nt
Organism: Echinostoma caproni
Lineage: Eukaryota; Metazoa; Platyhelminthes; Trematoda; Plagiorchiida; Echinostomatidae
Source: the annotation of a GenBank genome assembly